CUCUUCUUUCUUUUUGAAAGCCCUUUCCGGUUUAGUUCUUGGGGCUAGAGGCCGUAGUUUCGGUUUUUAUUAUUUAUAUCGCCCUUAAUCCAUCAAAAUGAGAAUCUAUAAAGAUAUUAUUACUGGUGACGAGAUGUUCUCGGACACAUACAAAAUAAAGCUGGUCGACGAAGUUAUUUACGAAGUGACCGCUAAACUUGUGCAGAGAACCCAGGGCGAUAUCCAGAUCGAGGGUUUCAACCCCUCGGCAGAGGAGGCUGAUGAGGGCACUGACACUAAUGUGGAGACUGGAUUAGACAUUGUUCUCAACCACAGGCUUGUGGAGACAUACGCCUUCGGUGACAAAAAGUCGUACACACUGUACCUUAAGGACUACAUGAAAAAAUUAGUUGAAAAACUAAAUGAGAAGGCACCCGACCAAGUCGACGUUUUCAAAACCAACAUGAACAAAGUUAUGAAGGACAUCCUCGGCAGGUUUAAGGAGCUACAAUUCUUCACCGGCGAGUCCAUGGACUGCGACGGUAUGGUCGCCAUGUGCGAAUACAGAGACAUCGAUGGCCAGCAAGUGCCAAUCAUGAUGUUCUUCAAACAUGGGCUAGAAGAGGAGAAGUUCUAAGUUCUAAGUGUAUACUCAUACUAUUCCACACAUCGCCUAACUCAUCUUUUGUAUUUAUUUACAAACCAUGUCCACGCCCAGGCCGAUGGGCCCAGACCCGGCUUCUCCCAUCACAAGGCUGAACAAUUUUGUAAUGUUAUCAAAUGUUACAUAAUUUAAAUAAAUUAAUGACAGGA
Messenger RNA from Leguminivora glycinivorella, 792 nucleotides. It is a transcript of the gene Tctp, whose product is annotated as translationally-controlled tumor protein homolog. Gene Ontology annotation, cellular component: cytoplasm. The record is from RefSeq and is a predicted model, not a curated record. NCBI's taxonomy places the organism in Eukaryota, Metazoa, Arthropoda, Insecta, Lepidoptera, Tortricidae. Gene Ontology annotation, molecular function: calcium ion binding. The transcript has 3 exons. Bases 98 to 616 code for a protein of 172 amino acids.